UUUAGGUGAGAUGACAAUGGCAUACCGCAAUAUUUUCUUGAUGUUUAUAACAUGAGAAACUCUCUCUACAACUUCACAUGCUAUACGUUCCAUCAAAGGAAUUAUUCUCUCAUCUUUAUUGUAAUGCCUUGAUAUGAUCCACACCAUGUGGUGGCAUGCAUUAAUGAUGGGAUUGUAUCCAAGACAUUUUGGAAGCUGUUACCCAUUGAUAGAUUCUUGAAAUGUCUUUCAAGUGUUGAAAGAAAUCUGACAUUAUCUUUAGCUUCGACGUAGUACUUUGUUAGUUCUAACCUGUGCCAAAAAGUAAAAUUAAGAUUAUAGAAAAUUUUUUAAUCAUACAAAAUAAUCUUGGACUGCACAAAUCUUUUCUUGUAUCUUAAAUUCUUUGAUAAAAAUAUUAAAGCCCUUCUUUAAAAUGGGUUUUUGAUAGUCAACUUACUUAUGUGGGGUUUCAGAAUGAAUAUCUCAUCCAAUAUCUCGAUUGAUCUUUGCACAGCUGGUAGAUUUAGUUACUCAAAAAUAGCACUGAGUGUUGCAUUCCGUUCUCACCAAAAGUCAAUUUCUGCAAGUGGUCCAUGACCUUGUGGCGUUCUAAUACUUGUUCUACGGCAGAUGCAAUGGCAAUCUCCCAGCUGUGGAUGGUUUCCUCCAGUGAGAAAACUAAAUUGUGGUCACGAGCUUGUGCAGAUAUAUUAGCAGUGAGAUUCCAAGCAAACAUUGGAAUGUCCAUUUUGAAUCUUGAAGAGAAUUUAGUACAGAUAUACAACAUGUUGUUUUCAUACAACAAUCAUAAGAAUGAGACUUACAUCUUACCUGAUGGCACCCACAUGUCUAACGACGAAAUAAUACAACGACAAAAAUCACAAGAAACAAAAAAUAAACUUUUUGUUCGCGAUGAGUUUUUGAUACAGUUGCAAAAGUUUACUUUACAGUUGUCACGAACUAUAAAACAAAUAGAAGGUGAUAUCAAAUUGGACAUUCCAAUGUUUGCUUGGAAUCUCACUUCUAAUAUAUCUGCACAAGCUCGUGACCAAAAUUUAGUUUUCUCACUGGAGGAAACCAUCCACAUUUGGGAGAUUACCAUUGCAUCUGCCGUAGAACAAGUAUUAAAAAGAACGCCACAAGGUCAUGGACCACUUGCAGAAAUUGACUUUUGGCGAGAACGGAAUGCAACACUCAGUGCUAUCUUUGAGCAACUAAAUCUACCAGCUGUGCAAAGAUCAAUCGAGAUAUUAGAUGCAAUUCAUUCUGAAACACUUGCAAGUUUCAAUUACCAUAAGUUAGAACUAACAAAGUACUACGUCGAAGCUAAAGAUAAUGUCAGAUUUCUUUCAACACUUGAAAGACAUUUCAAGAAUCUAUCAAUGGGUAACAGCUUCCAAAAUGUCUUGGAUACAAUCCCGUCAUUAAUGAAUGCACUUCACAUGGUGUGGAUCAUAUCAAGACAUUACAACAAAGAUGAAAGAAUGGUUCCUUUGAUGGAACGUAUAGCAUGGGAAGUUGCAGAGAGGGUUUCUCACGUUAUAAACAUCAAGAAAAUAUUGCGAGAACCUCCUUUGGCUAUUAAGAAAAAAGCUCAAGAUGCAAAAGAGUCCUUGCAAAUGUGGAAGGAAACAUAUUUUGAAGUAAGAGCUAAAAUUGAAGCAUCUGGUAGAGAUGCCAGAUGGGAAUUUGACCGAAAGCGUUUGUUUGAGAGGACUGACUAUAUGGCAAAAAUAUGUGAAAACAUUAUUGAAAUUGCACAGGUUAUAGAGGAAUUUCACAACAUUUUUGGCCCUGAAUUGAAAUCAGUUACUGGUGAUCCCAAACGUAUUGAUGAAGUGCUAACAAGGGUUCAAGCACUUGUUGUUCCCUUUGAAAAUGUUGUGUUUGACCCGUUUACCAUUCGGUAUGCUAACAACUGGAACACAGUAAUGGAAUGGUUUCGAAAACAAGUUGUUGCCAUCGACAAUGAAGCUAGACAUUUUAUCGAUGAUUCUUUUAAAACGUUACGUUCAGCUGAAGGAGCAUUUGAUAUGCUGUUGAAAUUUAAACAUAUCCGUUCCCGUGAAGCAAUCAACAACCAAAUGAUGAAAAAGUUCAAUGACAUCCUGUUACAAUUUGGGAAAGAGGUUGAUCUUACCUAUGAGAUGUUUAAAGAACAAGAAUCUAACCCACCUAUUUGUAAAAACCAUCCACCUGUGGCAGGUGCAAUAAUGUGGGAAAGGUCAUUGUUUCAUCGUAUCAAAGGAACUAUUUUAAAAUUUCAAGUAAUGGAGGAUAUGUUGAACAGUGAAACUGGAAAACUGGUGACUCGUAAAUAUGUGGCUGUUGCAAGAAUAAUGAAAGCAUAUGAAGAUCAGAAAUAUGUUGCAUGGAAGGAACAUGUUGAAGCUACUUUAAUGGGUUAUCUGAAACGCAACUUGUUAAUUCGACCAACAUCUGGUACAAGAAGCCAAGCAGCAUUGGUUGAUAAUAACAAAUCAUCAGUGAGAAACUUGAAUGUUGGUGCUCAAAAGUCACAAACCUCUGCCAUACACUACAUUGUUGAUUUUGCUCCCGAAUUAUCCGAAAUAAUUAUUGAAUCAAAAUAUUUUGAACAAGCUGGAUUUUCCAUCCCUGACUUGGCAAGAAAUGUUGCAUUACAGGAGGAGAAAUAUAUACGCAAUGUUAAUGGUUUAAAGCAAAUGUUGAAUCAAUACCAUAAUUGCUUAAAUAUGUUAAACCCUGCAGAAUAUCAACUUCUGGAUGAUCACAUUAAAGACCUUCAUCGUGUCCUAAAACCCGGGGAAAAGAGGCUAAACUGGAAUUCACUUGGUAUUUAUGACUACAUCACUAAAUGUGGACAGGCUAUUGCUAAAUUUGAGUCACUUAUUAACCAAGUACAAAAGAAUGCUAAAGAUAUUAACAGUAGACUGCAAGUGCUGGAGAAAAGUGAACUGUUUUUGAGACCACCCGUCACAGUAGCCGGCACAUUUCCUGUAAUAAAGGAGUAUAUUGAUUUUCUGGAAAGGAUUCGUGUACAUGAUAUGGAGUCUUUGGCACGUAAAUACCGUGCAAUUGGGCCACUCUUAACCAAGAUGGAGGGUUUAGUUGCACACACAAACACAGGAAAGUCACCAAAGCUUCAACAAUAUUAUUCCUACUGGGAGAAAAGAAUUUUUCAGUCCCUAUUGAAGUUUGUCACUAAAAACUUGCAGUCAAUUUUGCAUCAGAUUCAAUCCAAAGAGCCUUUGUUUCAAGUUGAAACUGUACUCUCUGCUCCUGAAAUCGUUUUGCUCCCAUCAGCUGGAGAAUUGUACAAGCUGUUGCUACAAAUGGUGCGAGAUACAGUGGAAAGUACAAAGUUGUUUAUACGUUGGAUGCAUGGUACGUGUAUUGAAACACCACCACAACAUAAAGAAAGUGAGGACGAACCUAUCAUAUUCAGCUUCUUCACUGACAUUUCCGCUCAUCCACAAGUCCUUGAUAUGGUGAUUCAAAUCUCGAAAUCAGUGCAAACAACAUUAGGUGGUUUAAAUAAAUACCUAAAUAAAUGGAAAAGAUACCGACGUCUUUGGAGCCUUGAUAAGACUUUAUUAAUUGAAAAAUUUGCAGCAAAGAAACCCACAUGUGUUCAGUAUGAUGAAAAGUUGCAGUUUUAUUCCAAUCUUGUUAUUGAGCUUGGAUCUCAACCUGUUAUAAAAGAUAUUGAUUUCAUUCAUUUAAAUUUGGAACCUCUUGUCAUCAGCAUUCAAAGCAAUGCAAGAAGUUGGGUGAAAUGUAUAGGGAAAUUGUUGAAUGAAGCAGUGAGAGAAAAUUUAAAUAGUUUAAAAAGUGAAUUGAAUACACAUUCACAAGACUUAACAUGUUCACCUGACACAUUGGAAGAUUUAAAGUUUGUUUUAAGAAGCAUUGCUCGCAUUCGUGAUAUGCAGCUUGAAGUGGAAUUACAAAUAUUUGAUAUUCAAGAGCGCUAUCGUACAUUAGAAAUGUACAACAUAGAGAUUGCUGUCCCGGAAAGAGAGUUAUCUUAUACCAUCUCACAAAUUUGGGAUGAUUUGUGUUAUCAAGCUAAAGAGGUGGAUGCAAGUUUGGUAUCUGUCAAAACAACAUUCACUGAACUUACCGUAAAUCAAGUUAAAGAGUUUUCAACAGAAAUUGGAAAAUUUCGAGAAGUAUUUAUAAUAGAUGGACCAGGUUCAGUUGAUUCUGAUCUUGAUCAAGGGCUUGAACUGCUUAAGAAAUUUAAAGAAGACUUUAACAAGUAUGAAAAGGAGCGACAAGAAUUGGCCAAUGCUGAAAAACUGUUUGAUUUACCUAUCACUAUGUAUCAAGAAAUGCAGUUGAUUGAAAAAGAAUUAAAAGGCUUGGAACUCAUUUACUCAAUCUAUGAACAACAAAAGGCUGCUAUAGAAGAUUGGUCCAGUACAUUGUGGGCAAACUUAGAUGUUACAGUUCUUUCAAAUGGAAUUGAUAAUUUUGUGAAACAAAUCAAAAAAUUACCAAAGGACGUGAAAGCACUUCCAAUUUGUCAUAUUCUCGAAGAAAAACUAAAAGAGUUCAAAAGUUCUAUACCGUUAUUUUCGGAUCUGAAGAAUGAAGCCUUGCGAGAAAGGCACUGGAAGAAACUUAUGGAGUUAACCCAAAUGAAGUUUGAUUUAAAUCCAGAAACCUUUACAUUGGAAAACAUGUUUGCUAUGGAGUUGCACCGGUUUACUGAGAUCAUUCAAGACAUUGUUGGAAGUGCUGCAAAGGAGUUGAGUAUUGAGAAAGGUAUUACUGAAGUAGCUGAAACAUGGGGAGCAAUGAAGUUUACAAUUCACAAAUAUAUGAAGGGAACACAAGAAAGAGGAUACAUUGUUGGUGCUGUUGAUGAAAUGUUGCAAAUCUUGGACGACAAUGCUAUGAACUUGCAGAGUAUGACAGCAUCUCGUUUUGUUGGACCUUUCCUAGAGAAUGUAAACAAAUGGGAAAAAAGCUUGUCACACAUCAGUGAAGUUGUUGACGUAUGGUUAGUGGUACAACGAAAGUGGAUGUACUUAGAAAGCAUAUUCAUUGGUGGUGACAUCAGAGCUCAACUUCCAGAGGAAGCGAAAAAGUUUGACGAUAUUGACAAAACAUUUAAAAAGAUAAUGAGUGAUACUGCAAAGAAUCCGAAAGUGUUGGAAGCUGCACAUGCUCCCAGCAGAUUAGAGACACUGCAGAUGUUAUCCACUGGAUUAGAGAAAUGUCAAAAAAGUUUGAACGAUUACUUGGAUAGCAAAAGAAACGCUUUUCCACGUUUCUUCUUCAUAUCUGAUGAUGAACUGUUGUCCAUCUUAGGAAGUCAUGAAGCAACUUGUGUACAAGAACAUAUGAUUAAGAUGUUUGAUAAUAUUGCCAAAUUACGCUUUGAAGAAGGAAAUUCAAGCAAUGAAGUGAUUGUCACUGCAAUGAUUUCGAGUGAGGGCGAAGAAAUGAAAUUUAAUCAAGUUAUUCAAGCUGAGGGUCGUGUUGAAGAUUGGAUGACAAAUGUGCUCCAAGAAAUGAGAAAAACUAAUCGUUUAAUAACAAAAGAAGCAAUUUAUAAAUAUUGUGAAAACUGUACAAGACCUGACUGGAUGAUGAAGUAUCAAGGUAUGGUUGUGUUAGCUGGUAGCCAAGUCUGGUGGACAUGGGAAGUGGAAGAUGUUUUUGAUCAAGUGAAGAAAGGUAACAAAUUGGGCAUGAAAAAUUAUGCAAAGAAGAUGCAUGCACAGAUUAAUGAUUUAGUUGUCAAGGUGCGGUCUAAUCUUUCUAAUAAUGAUCGAAAAAAGUUUAAUACUGUUCUAAUUAUUGAAGUCCAUGCAAGAGAUAUCAUUGAUAGAUUUGUUAGAGAUAGUAUAAUGGAUGCUAGAGAGUUUGAAUGGGAAAGUCAAUUGCGUUUUUAUUGGGUACAAAAGCCAGACGAACUGAUUGUCAAACAAUGCACAGGAAAAUUUGGGUAUGGUUAUGAGUACAUGGGUUUAAAUGGUAGACUGGUUAUCACGCCACUUACUGAUCGUAUCUAUUUAACCAUUACUCAGGCGUUGUCCAUGUAUCUUGGUGGUGCACCAGCUGGCCCAGCAGGUACAGGAAAGACUGAGACAACAAAAGAUUUAGCAAAAGCUCUAGGCUUGCUGUGUAUGGUCACAAACUGUGGUGAGGGUAUGGACUUUAAGUCUAUUGGAAAAAUAUUCUCCGGUUUGGCGCAAUGUGGUGCUUGGGGAUGUUUUGAUGAAUUUAACAGGAUUGAUAUAUCUGUGUUAUCAGUUGUGUCUACACAAAUUAAAACACUGCAAAAUGGUCUCAUCAUGGGACUCAAACGCUUACAGUUUGAAGGAAGUGAAAUAAGUUUAGAUCCUCGUAUGGGACUUUUUAUCACCAUGAAUCCUGGCUAUGCUGGCAGAACUGAGUUACCUGAAAGUGUGAAAGCUUUGUUUAGACCUGUCAUGUGUAUUGUUCCAGAUUUGCAACAAAUUUGCGAGAUUAUGUUGUUUUCAGAAGGCUUCCUACUUGCAAAAGUUUUAGCAAAAAAAAUGACAGUUUUGUACAAGCUUGCUGCUGGACAGCUGUCAAAACAAUCACAUUAUGAUUUUGGUUUACGUGCACUGAAAUCUGUGUUGGUUAUGGCUGGUGAACUAAAGCGUGGCUCACCAAAUCUACACGAGGAUGUUGUGCUGAUGAGAGCAUUGCGUGACAUGAAUCUUCCCAAAUUUGUUUUUGAAGAUGUUCCAUUGUUCCUUGGUUUGAUAUCAGAUUUAUUUCCUGGUCUGGAUUGUCCACGUGUGCGUUAUCCUGAUUUCAACGAUGCUGUUGAAAGUGUCUUAGAGCAGAAUAAUUACGUGUUGAUGGCACAUCAGAUUGACAAGGUUGUGCAAAUGUACGAGACAAUGAUGACACGUCAUACUACAAUGAUUGUCGGACCAACCGGUGGUGGCAAAUCUGUUGUCAUCAAUACUUUAUGUCAAGCACAAACAAAGCUUGGAACACAUACUCGUAUGUACACAAUGAACCCGAAAGCGUGCUCUGUCAUUGAACUGUACGGGACACUUGAUCCAGUCACACGCGAUUGGACUGAUGGUUUGCUUUCCAACAUCUUUCGAGAUAUCAACAAACCUACUGAAAAGAAAGAACGAAAAUAUAUUUUGUUUGAUGGUGAUGUAGAUGCGUUAUGGGUAGAGAACAUGAACUCAGUUAUGGAUGAUAAUCGUCUUCUCACUCUAGCUAAUGGAGAACGUAUUCGAUUGCAAGCUCAUUGUGCCCUGCUGUUUGAAGUGUCAGAUCUACGGUAUGCUUCACCCGCAACCGUCUCGCGUUGUGGGAUGGUGUACGUGGACCCAAAGAACCUUGGUUAUGAUCCCUACUGGCAAAAAUGGGUAAACAGCCGUGUAAACAAACAAGAACAAACGGAACUGCAGAAGCUGUAUGAAAAAUAUGUGAAAAAUCUAAUUGAUAUGAUUUUGGAAGGUAUUGUUGAUGGUAGAGAGGAAGCCAAACUUAAAACUAUUGUUCCACUUACAAACCUUAACAUGGUGACUCAGUUAAGCAUGAUGUUGAAUGCUCUUCUCCCACCACGAGAUGCGAACAAUUUUCUUGGUGAAGAUGUGACCGAAUGUGUAUUUAUCACCUCUCUUGUAUGUUCUAUUGGUGCUGGGCUGCUCGAUGAAGGCCGUAUAAAAUUUGAUGCCUACUUGAAAAGGUUAUCAGGACUUCCAUCGAACCCUGUUGAGAAUACUAUCGUGAAAGCUGGCGAACUGCCAACAGCCUUGCCAACAUUGUACGACUAUUAUUAUGACGUGGAUCAAGCCUGCUGGGUUUCGUGGUCAUCAAUCGUUCCAGAAUACGUACAUGAUCCUGAAGUACGCUUCAAUGAAAUAUUGGUGCCAACUAUUGACACUGUAAGAAGUACUUGGUUGGUUGAGCUCAUGGUGAAGAUAAACAGACCAGUUGUGCUGGUAGGAGAGACUGGUACUUCAAAAUCUGCCACCGUGCACAGCUUUUUGAGAGGGUUGGACAGAGAUGUCUAUCUCCCACUGAACGUAAAUUUUUCCUCGCGAACGACAUCAAUGGAUGUUCAACGAAAUUUAGAGGGCAAUGUUGAAAAGCGUACUAAGGAUACAUUUGGACCACCGAUGGGAAAGAAACUGCUUGUAUUCAUCGAUGAUAUGAAUAUGCCACAAGUGGACACGUAUGGUACGCAACAACCCAUCGCAUUGUUGAAGAUGCUUCUUGAGAGAGGUGGAAUGUAUGAUCGUGGUAAAGAAUUGAAUUUGAAGAAUUUCCGGGAUAUUGGAUUUUUGGCUGCAAUGGGAGAAGCUGGUGGUGGAAGAAAUGAAGUCGAUCCUCGAUUCAUUUCUCUGUUUUCUGUGUUUAACGUUACAUUCCCAUCGGAAGAAUCGUUACGAAAAAUAUACGUUUCCAUAUUGAAUGGACACCUGCAACCGUUUUCUAAAGAAGUUCGAGCCAUCUCUGAUACCAUCACCACGUGCACUCUUGAACUAUACAAAAGCGUGGUGCGAGAACUCCCUCCGACUCCGUCGAAGUUUCACUACAUUUUUAACCUGCGUGAUCUGUCCCGCAUCACGCAUGGUUUAUGUAUUACUACACCUGAUCGUUUCGAAGUUGUGGAGAAGUUUGUACGUGUUUGGCGAAACGAAUGUUUACGAGUGUAUUACGAUCGAUUGAUCAACGCGAAAGAUAAAGAACUUGUGCAGGGUCAUGUGACAAGACUUAUUGAGGAGCAUUUUCCUGACACGGUUGAGUAUGUGACACGUGAACCGUCCUUGUUUGGUGACUACCGGAACACACUGACAGAAGAACCAAGACUGUACGAAGAUUUAGUUGACUAUGAAGCAGCCAAAGCUUUAUUUGAAGAGAUUCUCGAAGAGUACAAUGUUGACCACAAUACGUUAAAUCUUGUCUUAUUUGAUGAUGCUUUGGAACAUGUAACGCGAAUUCACAGAGUUAUACGCAUGGAUCAGGGACAUGCCUUGCUAGUUGGUGUUGGCGGAAGUGGUAAACAAAGUUUAACUCGAUUAGCUGCAUUUUCAGCUGGUUGUGAAGUGUUUGAGAUCACACUAACAAGAGGCUAUUCUGAAAACGACCUUCGCGAAGAUUUGAAAGUGUUGUAUCAAAAGUUAGGCUUGGAGAAUAAAAAAAUGGUGUUUUUGUUUACAGAUUCUCACGUGGCUGAAGAAGGAUUUUUGGAACUCAUCAACAAUAUGUUAACAUCCGGUAUGGUUCCUGCAUUGUUUCCCGAUGACGAGAAAGAAUCUAUCUUAUCAACUGUAAGAGACGAGGCACAGAAAGCCGGUGUUUCUCCAUCUAAAGAAGCAAUUUGGCAGUAUUUCGUAACCAAAUGUGCUAAUAACCUACAUGUCGUGUUAGCUAUGUCACCUGUUGGUGAUACACUCAAAACACGCUGUAGAAAUUUCCCAGGGCUUGUUAAUAACACAAGUAUUGAUUGGUUCAUGCCAUGGCCACGACAGGCGCUAUUUGCAGUAGCAUCAAGAUUUCUUGAACAGAAUAAGUUAAUACCCGAGCAUUUAAAAGAUGAUGCGAUUGCUCAUGUUGUGAAGGUUCAUGAAAGCGUUGGCGAUUACAGUGUUAUGUUUUUGCAAAAAUUGAGGCGACUCAAUUAUGUCACGCCCAAAAAUUAUUUGGACUUUGUUAGCACUUAUACCAAGUUGUUGGAAGAAAAAGAUAAGUUCGUGCUGGACCAGUGCCAUCGCUUGGAUGGUGGUUUGAGUAAGUUACUCGCCGCGAGUGAACAGUUGGUAGAAUUAAACGAAAAAUUAGCUGUGCAAAAAGUUGCUGUAACUGAGAAGACAGAGUCGUGCGAAAAACUUUUAGCUGAGAUAUCUGAGAGAACGGGUAUCGCUACGGAGAAGAAGCAGUUAGCACUUGGUAAAAAGAAUGAAAUUGCGGAACAGAACGUUCAAAUUGUCAAAGAAAAGGCAGAAGCAGAAGAAGCGCUCGCUGAGGCCUUACCAGCUUUAGAAGAAGCGAAGAUUGCUUUGCAGGAUUUAAAUAAGUCUGAUGUCACCGAAAUCAGGUCUUUUGCCAAGCCUCCAAAAGCAGUGCAAACCGUAUCUGAAUGUAUUGUCGUUUUACGUGGUAUCAAAGAAGUAUCAUGGAAAGCUGCGAAGGGAAUGAUGUCGGAAGCGAAUUUUCUAAAGAGUUUAAUGGAGAUGGACGUGGAUGGCAUAACUGGAGCGCAGGUGAAAACCGUGAAAGGAUUUUUGAAAGAGAUGAAUAUUACAGUAGCCGAGAUGAAAGACGUCAGUACAGCAGGAUCAGGUCUAUUAAAAUUUGUCAACGCUGUUAUGGGUUAUUGCUCUGUGGCAAGAGAAAUCAAACCCAAACGUGAAAAGGUGGCUCGACUUGAACGAAAUUUCCACAUGAGCAAACGAGAGUUGGAGAAAAUUGAAAAAGAGGUAGCAGAGAUUGAAGCCGAACUGAAAGAAUUAAGUAUCAAAUAUGAAAAUGCUAUGAAGGACAAGCAGCUGUUACAAGAAGAAGCAGAACUUAUGGAACGCAGACUAAUCGCUGCUGAUAAGUUGAUAUCUGGCUUGGGUUCGGAGAAAGUCAGAUGGACGGAAGACUUGGAAGAUUUAAAGCAACAAAGGAACAGAUUGUUGGGCGAUUGCUUACUUGGUGCAGCAUUUCUAAGUUACCUGGGUGCAUUCAGUUGGGAUUUUAGAAAUGACUUAUUGCGAAAAGAAUGGGAAACUGACAUCACUGCGAAAGAAAUUCCAAAAAGUGAACCGUUUAAAAUUGACGAGUUGUUGACUAGUGAUGUUGAGAUCAGCCGCUGGACCUCGGAAGGAUUGCCUCCAGACGAGUUGAGCAUAGAAAAUGGUGUUCUUACUACGCAAGCAAGUAGAUAUCCACUUUGCAUCGAUCCACAACAGCAGGCUUUAAAUUGGAUACGAAAACGUGAAGAAAAAAACAACUUGAAGAUUUUAACAUUUAACGACCCAGAUUUUUUAAAACAACUUGAGCUGGCAAUCAAAUAUGGUUUCCCUGUCUUGUUCAAAGAUGUAGAUGAAUAUAUCGAUCCCGUUAUCGAUAACGUGUUGGAGAAAAACAUAAAAGGCGACGCAGGCCAGCAAUCUGUCUUACUUGGUGACAAAGAAGUCGACUACGACCCUUCAUUUCGACUUUACUUAAACACCAAGUUGGCCAAUCCUAAGUUUACACCUUCCCAUUUUGGAAAGUGCAUGGUUGUCAACUAUACUGUAACUUUAAAAGGUUUAGAAGACCAACUACUUAGUGUUAUUGUUGGAUUUGAAAGAAAAGAAUUGGAAGAACAAAGAGAAAGACUGAUCCAAGAGACAAGUGAGAACAAACGCUUGCUGAAAGAUCUUGAGGACACACUACUGCGCGAAUUGGCUACCUCCACUGGGAACAUGUUGGAUAAUGCGGAACUUGUACAAACUCUUGAAGAUACAAAAACAAAAGCUACGGACGUAGCUGAGAAAUUGAAGUUAGGUGCAAAAACAGCAAUCGACAUCGACAAACUUCGCGAUGGCUAUCGACCGGCUGCCAAACUGGGUGCUGUGUUAUUCUUUGUACUAGCUGAAAUGUCAAGUAUCAAUUCUAUGUACCAUUAUUCACUCAAUUCAUACCUUGAAGUAUUCGAUUUGUCGUUGAGAAAGAGUUUACCGGAUUCGAUAUUGGUAAAAAGGUUAAAGAACAUCAUGGACACACUUACUAUAAAUGUUUACAACUACGCUUGCACAGGUUUGUUUGAACGCCAUAAACUUCUCUUCUCCUUCCAAAUGACCAUCAAGAUUAUGCAAGCUGACAACAAAUUGAACCAAGAAGAACUGGACUUCUUCAUUAAAGGGAAUAUUGCCUUAGAAAAAAGCUCUCGAAAGAAACCAUUCCCAUGGCUGUCUGACCAAGGAUGGGAAGAUAUUCUGAAGUUAUGCACUGUUGCUCCUGAUGCGUUCUCGACCUUGGCAGAAGAUAUAGAACGAAAUGAGAAUUUGUGGAAACAGUGGAACGACGACGACUCUCCGGAAUCAUGCAAUCUUCCUUUAAAAUACGAAGAAGUGCUGACCGACUUUCAACGAUUACUUCUUCUCAGGUGUUUCAGAGUCGAUCGAAUUUACAGAGCAAUCACGAGUUUCGUAACAGGUCGUAUGGGUGAGCGUUAUGUCACUCCCCCUGUGAUCAGUUUUGAAGCUAUCUUUGAACAAUCCACGCCGUUUUCGCCAAUCAUAUUCAUAUUGAGUCCAGGAUCUGACCCAGCCAGUGAUUUGAUGAAGCUGGCUGAACGAAGUGGGUUCGGUGUUGGGAAACUUAAAUAUUUGGCGAUGGGACAGGGACAAGAAAAGCUCGCUCUGCAAUUAUUGGAGACGGCUAUCAGCAGAGGUCAUUGGUUAAUGCUGCAGAAUUGUCACCUGUUGGUGAAAUGGUUACGUGACUUGGAAAAAGUGUUGGAAAGAAUAAGUAAGCCGCAUCCGGAUUUCCGAUUAUGGUUGACUACCGAUCCAACACCGGAAUUUCCGAUCGGAAUUUUGCAACGUUCGUUAAAGGUGGUGACAGAACCUCCAAAUGGUUUGAAAUUAAACUUGCGCAGUACAUUUCACAAAAUCUCCACUACAGUUCUUACUGACUGUCCACACCCUUCGUUUCCACCUCUGGUGUACGUGCUUGCUUUCUUUCACGCUGUGGUGCAAGAACGAAAGAAGUAUGGAAAGAUUGGUUGGAAUAUCGCCUAUGACUUUAACGAGUCAGAUUUCCGCGUUUCCAUGCAAUUGCUAAAUACGUAUUUAACGAAGGCGUUCGUGCAAGGUGAUGUGAAGAUGCCGUGGGGAAGUUUGAAGUACCUCGUUGGAGAGGUUAUGUAUGGUGGUCGAGUCAUUGACGAUUUCGAUCGCAGGGUUGUCAACACUUACAUGGAUGAAUACAUGGGCGACUUUAUUUUUGACACAUUCCAACCAUUUCAUUUUUACCAUGAUGACAAAGUCGACUACUUUAUACCCAGGCCUCCUAUUGAAGAAACUAAAGAACAACAGAGUAUAGAUGUUAAAAAGCCUGUUAAGCAAGGAAAGACACCGAAAGAAUAUAUUCGUCCUGAAUGUAAUCGUGAUCUUUACAUGGAUGUUAUUGAAGCCUUACCACUUGUCAACACUCCCGAUGUUUUCGGGUUACAUCCGAACGCUGAAAUCGGCUACUAUACCACGGCCGCAAAAGAUAUGUGGAGCCAACUUGUGGAGUUGCAGCCGCAAACUGGUGGAGAUUCAGGUGGUAUCAGUCGGGAGGAAUUUAUUGGCAAGAUAGCUGCAGACAUACAGAGCAAAUUACCACCUUCGUAUGACGUGUCUGGCAUACGUAAAAAAAUUGGAGCAAACGUCGCACCAACAUCAAUCGUACUGUUGCAAGAACUUGAUCGGUUUAAUGUGCUCAUCAAGAAGAUGAAGACAACGCUGGCGAAUUUACAGCGGGCGCUGGCUGGUGAGGUUGGUAUGGACAAUGAGUUAGAUGAAGUUGCACGAGCCUUAUUUAAUGGUCAGCUACCUCCAAGUUGGAGAAAGCUUGCGCCAGCUACCCUUAAGAAUUUAGGUGGUUGGAUGGAGCAUUUCAUGAAGAGACAUGAACAAUACAUGUCGUGGGUAAAGGAAGGUGAACCCAAGGUAAUUUGGCUUUCAGGUCUCCACAUACCGGAUUCGUACCUUACCGCACUCGUGCAAGCUGCUUGUCGCAAGAAUGGGUGGCCACUUGACCGAUCCACCCUCUACACAACUGUCACAAAGUAUGAAAGUGAUGAAGACAUUGCAGACAACCCACCCACUGGGUGCUAUGUGAAGGGCCUAUAUUUAGAGGGUGCCUCGUGGAAUUUGAACGAAUCCGAACUAUCAAGACCUAUCCCGAAACAACUCAUAUGCGAGCUACCUAUUUUACGAGUGAUACCGAUUGAAGCGCACAAAUUAAAGUUGCACAACACGCUUCGCACACCAGUGUAUGUGACAUCGGAACGAAGAAAUGCGAUGGGCGUUGGUCUGGUGUUUGAAGCUGAUCUAGCCUCGUUUGAGCAUCGCUCCCAUUGGAUACUGCAGGGGGUUUGUUUAACUUUAAACUCCGACUAAGUGUUUAUAACAUAAAUAUAAAAUUUUAUUGAAUGCUUUCUGAUUACAGUUUAUUUUUUUCUUAAAACGUAGCUUCUGUUCUCUUACUGCAGUAAGUUUGGUGAUUCAGGAUUUUUAAGACUUCGAAUUUUUUAACAGUA
Hydractinia symbiolongicarpus is the source of this 14200-nucleotide messenger RNA. Its product is annotated as dynein axonemal heavy chain 10-like. Lineage: Eukaryota; Metazoa; Cnidaria; Hydrozoa; Anthoathecata; Hydractiniidae. Gene Ontology annotation, cellular component: dynein complex. The transcript is spliced from 71 exons. Gene Ontology annotation, molecular function: dynein intermediate chain binding; minus-end-directed microtubule motor activity; ATP binding. The record is from RefSeq and is a predicted model, not a curated record. Gene Ontology annotation, biological process: microtubule-based movement. The coding region runs from base 576 to 14060 and encodes 4494 amino acids.